UUUUUUUUUUUUUUUUUUUCCUCUUGACAAACAGAUAUCCCUAUUUCGCCUCUACCCAUCAUGAACCCCGAAUACGACUACCUCUUCAAGCUCCUGCUUAUUGGAGACUCCGGUGUUGGAAAGUCUUGCUUGCUUCUUCGAUUUGCCGAUGAUACCUACACGGAAAGCUACAUCUCCACGAUUGGCGUGGAUUUUAAAAUCCGGACCAUUGAACUCGACGGCAAGACUGUGAAGCUUCAGAUCUGGGAUACUGCAGGCCAGGAGCGUUUCCGAACCAUCACCUCGUCCUACUACCGUGGCGCUCAUGGUAUCUGUGUUGUCUAUGAUGUGACCGACAUGGAUUCUUUCAACAACGUCAAGCAGUGGCUCCAGGAAAUCGAUCGCUAUGCAACCGAAGGUGUCAACAAGCUGCUUGUGGGCAACAAGAGCGACAUGGAAGACAAGAAAGUUGUGGAAUAUACCGUGGCGAAGGAAUUUGCCGAUAGUCUGGGAAUCCCGUUCCUUGAGACUUCCGCCAAAAACGCCUCUAAUGUCGAACAAGCUUUCUUGACGAUGGCAAGACAGAUCAAGGAGCGCAUGGGGACCGCCACCAUCAACAACAAGCCCACUGUGCAGGUCAGCCAGGGCCAGGGCGUCCAGUCUGGUUCUGCAGGUGGAUGCUGCUAAAUUCACGGACCUCCGCACCUCGCCGGGGAUCAUUUCCGCCUGGCAGUCAAUGAUGCUAUGGAUAGGGACCCCUGGCAAUACGUGGCAGUGAACAACAAUCUUGACGGGUUUUCAUUCCAGCAUGCUUUAAACAAUCAAAACCGAUGCUGUGAUGAUGGACUGACCACACCCAUUGCGAUGACUGCUGGGAUCUCUUGUCUAUUCUCUUCAUAAUCUUCUUACUACUCCUUUCCUCCCCCGGCUUCCAUCCUGCUUUAGACGGUCUGCGUUUUUUGUCCUCUUGCUGUCUUCUUAUCUUUUCUAUUUAUUGUGAUUACUGCUGGUGUUAUUUUCUUCUACUUCUUUUCUUUUCCUUUUUUUUUUUUUUUUU
Messenger RNA from Aspergillus glaucus CBS 516.65, 1036 nucleotides. Its product is annotated as Rab family GTPase YPT1. The coding region runs from base 61 to 666 and encodes 201 amino acids. The record is from RefSeq and is a predicted model, not a curated record. Gene Ontology annotation, molecular function: GTP binding; GTPase activity. The transcript is spliced from 5 exons. Lineage: Eukaryota; Fungi; Ascomycota; Eurotiomycetes; Eurotiales; Aspergillaceae.